This is a messenger RNA of Trichoplusia ni (cabbage looper), 571 nucleotides long. Its product is annotated as probable E3 ubiquitin ligase complex SCF subunit sconB. Gene Ontology annotation, molecular function: protein binding. The transcript is spliced from 3 exons. Lineage: Eukaryota; Metazoa; Arthropoda; Insecta; Lepidoptera; Noctuidae. Bases 25 to 432 code for a protein of 135 amino acids. The record is from RefSeq and is a predicted model, not a curated record.
AUAAUUAUUUGUAACUUGUUGACAAUGUAUCACUCUGGUAUUUUCGUGUUUGGCGCUAAAACAUUUGACAAAGAAACAAAGCGAGAUGCCAUAUCAGCCUUGCCUUUAGAGAUAUCUUGGAAAAUAUUCUCCUAUUUAGAUGCCACAUCACUACAGAUAGCAACACGCACACAUAAAACAUGGAAGCAUAUUAUACUAUCACAUAGAAAACUAAGAAAUCGACUCAACAAAUUCGAACUGGCCAUUAAACUCGGCUCAGAAAGCUUAGCAAAGUUCUAUAGGAAAAAUAUAAGGAAACUGAAGAAAGAAAAGGGAAAAAAUUAUUUGCCUGUCAGCAAAACUACGAUUGUUUCAUCUGAACGAGUGACUAUAAAAAACAAGCGCGAAUGCGAAGGUAUUGUGGUCUACACGAAAAGGUUUAGACUAUAUUGAGACAUGACAGACAACCUUCAACAUGAACACCUGAUAUUUGACUUUUUAAAUUGUUUUUUGGGACUCGUGAAGUUCCAUUUCAUUUGAUUCGACAUUUUUUUGUAUGCCUUAUAAAUUUUCUGACAUUAAUAAUGUUUAU